Myzus persicae (green peach aphid) is the source of this 1341-nucleotide messenger RNA. RefSeq lists its product as uncharacterized. The transcript is spliced from 5 exons. The record is from RefSeq and is a predicted model, not a curated record. Lineage: Eukaryota; Metazoa; Arthropoda; Insecta; Hemiptera; Aphididae. The coding region runs from base 399 to 1151 and encodes 250 amino acids.
CAUAGUGUAAUAUUGUUGUUUGACAAUUUACAUAUUUUGAUAGUUUGAUAGUGUAAGUUGCUCCUGUAUAUUUUCUGCUGUAGAGUUUAGAUUGUAGUUGUCUGUAACGAUCUUUCAAUAAUUGAUAGUUAUUAAAUAACUGUAUCAAUAGUCAGUAGUUUAAAAACAUUUAACUAUCAAGUGGGUAAUUAAAUUCACUGUCCAAGGUCUUCAUAUUUUCAAUAUGUUUGCCUUGAUGGAGGUUUUGGAAUAAUAUCAUUGCACUGUUGUCAGAACUCUUGCUGUUUAUCGACUUAUUAUAUUAGAUUUUACAGUUCAAAACUACUGUAACUGACCAAUUGUAAUAUUAAUUUGUCCACAUUUAAAUUUAAAUUUAACUACUCCAGCGAAACCAGACCAUGUCUAUAGAAAAAGAAGAGUGCGAACUGGAACAACUGGUGUCUUCUGACGAAGAGCCCAGACCAACUGACAUAGCACAAAUUACACCUCCUAUUACACCCAAGCCUCCCCCAAGAGCACAUUCCCAUUCAGAUAGCAGAACAAAGACUAGUAACGUAAGUGAAAAGUCACUUUCUAUUGAAAGCCAAAAGAACGAAUGCCAUAAAUCUACAGCCAAGUUGUCUAGUACUUCAUCCACACAUCAAGAUAAACUACAAACCCAACCAUCCAAAGACAUAGGGGGUCCAACUCGCCUAAUGUGUGUUAACGAGAGAUUAGGACGCAGUUCUCUUCAUGACUACAAACCACCACGACCGCCACCUCCAAAUUUUAGUAAAUUGCAAAACAAAAAAGUACUCUCUGAACAAACUAUGGAUAGAAGUUGCCUACAUCAUUGUUUUUUGUCAGAUGUGACCGAUGUCAGACAAAUGGAGCAAGCCCUACAACAACUACUAGAAGAUUUUCACUCUGGAAAAUUACGUGCAUUUGGUAAGGAUUGCAGUAUGGAACAAAUGACAGCUAUUCGUGAGCAACAAGAACAUUUAGCAUGGUUACACUUUGAACUUGGUGUGAGACAAGACGGAUCAAAUCCCCUCAGCGAACAAGGCAUUGCAAAAGGCACAGAAAACAUGCACUCCCUAAUGGCUAGCCUAGAACAGCUGUCUUUAUCCAUUGAAAAAUUACAUUCGUUUAGUAAUUCAACAUCCGAUUGAAAUUUAAAGCACAACAUGUAUAAACAACUGACUUUUAUUGGUACUUGGGAUCAUUGACAAUAUAAUAUAAUGAAUGGGAUUGUACAAAAGAUAAUAAUAUUGCUCAUUUAUUCAUUCCAUGAACACUUUUACCAAUUAUUAAUGUUUUUUUUUUCUUGUUAAGUUAUUAAAUAAAUAUAGUGAAUUUUUA